UAUGCGCACGCACGCGUGCUACGUAGUACAUAUCCGAUCCAACACCGGCCGGCUUGUCGCACACAUCGUAAACAUUUGCCAUAUGCUGAAAAAAACAUCAAUUUCCUGCCAAAGUCUUCAACUAAUUCAGAGCAUACAAGUAGAUCGGACUUAAGUAAUACAAUCUCAUCAACGUUACACGCCAGCCAUGAUGAACGGACUUGAUUCUAACGGGGAAAAUUCGACUGGGACGAAGACCACGUUCCCCGGGUUUGCCACGGCCGCGAUCCACGCCGGCCAGGACCCGGAGCAAUGGGCCUCGCACGCCGUCACCCCGCUGAUUUGUAUGUCGACGACAUUCAAGCAGUCUGCACCAGGAGAAUUGAAAGCGGGAUUUGAAUACAGUCGAGGUGGCAACCCUACCAGAAAAGCCCUGGAAGAGUGCAUCGCAGCAAUAGAUGGUGGCAAAUAUGGGUUGGCGUUCGGUUCUGGUCUUGCGGCGACGACCGCCAUCUGCCAGAUGCUUAAGACUGGUGACAGUCUGGUGUGCAUGGACGACCUGUACGGUGGCACCAACCGAUUCUUCAACCGCAUUCUGAUCAAUGGCGGGGUGAAAAUCAAAAUGGUGGAUGCUUGCAAUAUGGCAUUGGUAGAGGCUGCAAUUGAUUCUAGCACAAAGAUGAUCUGGAUCGAGACACCAACCAAUCCAACCCUGAAGCUGGUCGACAUCGAGGCAAUUUGCAAUGUAGCACAUCGUCAUGACAUCAUCGUGGUGGUGGACAACACCUUUGCUUCGUCUUACUUCCAGCGCCCCCUAGAUUUUGGAGCGGACAUCGUGCUUCACUCUGCGACCAAGUAUGCCAACGGACACAGUGAUGUCGUCAUGGGGCUCAUCAGCAUGAAACGCGACGAUCUGAGGGACAGGUUGCACUUCUUACAGUACGCUUCUGGAGGCAUCCCGUCCCCCUUCGACUGUUUCCUGGUGAACCGUGGCCUCAAGACGUUGCAUGUGCGCAUGCGGCAGCACGAGAAGAAUGCGUUUGCUGUCGCCACGGCACUGGAGGCCAACCCACGGGUAACAAGGGUCACUUACCCAGGUCUGAAGUCCCAUCCCCAGCACGAGCUUGCCAAGAAGCAGAUGAGAGGCUUUAGUGGAAUGGUGACGUUCAGGAUCAAGGGGGAACUGGCUCAGGCUCAGGACUUCUUCAAAUACAUCAAGGUCUUCACCCUGGCCGAGAGUCUUGGAGGGUUCGAAAGCCUGGCUGAGCUGCCGGCGAUAAUGACACAUGCAUCUGUACCACCAGAACAGCGUAAGGAACUUGGCAUUGAUGAUACACUGAUUCGACUCUCCGUGGGUAUCGAAGACGCGGAAGACCUGGUCAAUGAUCUGACCCAAGCUCUGGAGAAGGCUGUUCCUGCAUCUAUGCUGUAAAAUGGGGACAUCCAGCAGUGACGACUUUGAGAAUCAGCAUUUGCCAACAUGGCGCUUUGCAUCAGUGUAACAUGUUUUUAAAUUGUCAAUAAGUAUGACGACACAUUUUCUGUAAUUAUUGCAGUGGAUUUUACAGACAUCGGAAUGACCAAGUACAUAAAACAAUUGCAAAAUAUUUUUUUAACCCUACAUGUGGUUUACACUAAGAGGAUAAAUGUGAAUUUUCCAUUGCAAAUUUAUUGAAUUCUGUCCGUUCUUAAUAGGGGGCUGGGUAUUAUCUAAAGGUAAUGAACAUACACCAUUUACAAACAUUCAAAAAUGAAACUGUCAAAAUAUUUUGAAAUAUCCUACUUGAUUGUAAGUGAAUAAUAGGAUCAAGCAUUCUGUGAAAUCGUUGCCCCUAGAAUGCUGUCUUUUAUUUUUAG
Molecule: messenger RNA, 1836 nt
Organism: Patiria miniata (bat star)
Lineage: Eukaryota; Metazoa; Echinodermata; Asteroidea; Valvatida; Asterinidae
Gene: cth
Product: cystathionine gamma-lyase-like
Exons: 9
Coding region: 188-1411 (407 amino acids)
Biological process (GO): transsulfuration
Cellular component (GO): cytoplasm
Molecular function (GO): pyridoxal phosphate binding; cystathionine gamma-lyase activity
Source: RefSeq, a predicted model, not a curated record